Molecule: messenger RNA, 882 nt
Organism: Paramacrobiotus metropolitanus
Lineage: Eukaryota; Metazoa; Tardigrada; Eutardigrada; Parachela; Macrobiotidae
Exons: 4
Coding region: 1-882 (293 amino acids)
Biological process (GO): carbohydrate metabolic process
Molecular function (GO): hydrolase activity, hydrolyzing O-glycosyl compounds
Source: RefSeq, a predicted model, not a curated record
AUGAUUGAGAUUUUCCGUGACGACUUCAGUGGAGCAUACCUCAAUGAAUCCCAGUGGUUCAAGCAAAAGGAUGCAGCUUUCAUUGAGCAGUGUUACGAUGUCGAUAAUAUCCGUCUGGAAGCCGGUCAUUUGGUGAUGGGAACGGGUAGCCGGCUCAACGGCUCGCAAACCAUACUGACUGGCAGCGCGAUUUUCACAUGGGAGAAAUUUAAUUUCACCUACGGUGAGAUGAUUAUUCGGGCGAAAUUCCCCUUGGCCAGCGAUUUAUCUGCCAGUGCUUUCAUAGCGUUGAAGCCGUGUCGGAACAGUAAAGAGCACGACUGCACUGACAGCGAGAUGUUACCGGCCUUGCAACUGUGGGUCAGCAGUUUGACGCCACGCGUUGUCUAUGGCGGUGUGAUGUAUAAAGGCCGCACUGGUCGCGAACUGACGUACAUGGACUACUACUUUUGUAAUGAAGACCGGUCGUCAGGGUACCACGUGGUACAACUCGUGUGGACACACGAUUUCGUGGCGUGGUAUGUGGAUGAGGAAAUGGUGCUGAACCAGACAGUAUCGGGAUUCUCAACGUGGCCACGAUUAUUCACAUUAUAUAACAAGGAAUACUACAGUCAACCAAACUUUCCCUUUAAUGCCACCGACGCACCAGAGCAAGAGUUCUGGAUUGACUACAUAUCGGUCCAGCAGCUCACUGAUGCCGUUCGACGCGAUCACGCUUUACAGGCGACAGUGGGAACCAUUAUUGCUAUUCUUUUAAUUAUCUCUAUUGCCAUGAAGAUCGGAUUCGGCCUCAGACGCAGGCGGCAACGACACUGCAAUAUGCAGAAGCAGCAUUUUGUUGACGUUCUGUUUCCCAAGAUUUACAGUCAAAUGUUCGUUUAA